Acanthaster planci (crown-of-thorns starfish) is the source of this 2308-nucleotide messenger RNA. RefSeq names its product replication factor C subunit 4-like. Gene Ontology annotation, cellular component: nucleus; DNA replication factor C complex. Lineage: Eukaryota; Metazoa; Echinodermata; Asteroidea; Valvatida; Acanthasteridae. The record is from RefSeq and is a predicted model, not a curated record. Gene Ontology annotation, molecular function: ATP hydrolysis activity; ATP binding; DNA binding. Gene Ontology annotation, biological process: DNA-templated DNA replication; DNA repair.
CGCGCUGUACUGUUCCAUAUUUCGCGCCAUGGCGGGAAAGAUGCGAGUGUCGGUACGGUGGACAGCGGCGCCUAGACCCUAGAGUCGUGCAUGAACGUAACUUUUAAGUUCUUUUAUAGUAAUCGCCCUUCAAGAGGAAAAGAGUUCUUCUAAACUAAGAUUUGAGCAUCCACGAGGAGCUGAUAAAAAAUGAUACUAGGCCUAAGCUGGGAAAAGAUGCCAGUUUCAUUCUAUUCAAAGGAAUACAUGUGAAUGAAACAUUGAAAUCUUAGAUCCUAGUAUUACGUGGUCACCGUACAAGGGGCACUAUGCAUGCCUUUCUGAAAGGUGGAACAUCAUCGAAGCCCGCCGCCAAAGACAAGGCAGGGAGCAGUGGCGAGACGAGCAAAGCAAGGGAGCGACUCGUCCCGUGGGUGGAGAAAUAUCGCCCUAGGUGUGUGGACGAUGUCGCUUUCCAAGAAGAGGUGGUUGCCAUGCUCAAAAAGUCACUGGAAGGAUCAGAUCUUCCCAACAUGCUGUUCUACGGUCCACCGGGUACCGGCAAGACCUCCACCAUCCUAGCAGCCGGCAGAGAGCUGUUUGGGGACAUGUUUCGGUCGCGGGUUCUUGAGCUGAAUGCUUCUGACGAGAGGGGAAUAGACGUCAUCCGAAAUAAAGUCAAGACGUUUGCUCAGCAAACAGCUGGAGGAACAAGACCAGAUGGCCGUCCUUGCCCACCCUUCAAGAUUGUCAUUCUCGAUGAAGCAGACUCGAUGACGAAUGCCGCACAGUCGGCUCUGCGUCGUACAAUGGAGAAGCAGUCCAAGAACACACGGUUCUGCCUGAUUUGCAACUACGUCAGCAGGAUUAUUGAACCGCUGACUUCACGUUGCUCCAAGUUCCGCUUCAAGCCCCUCUCAGAAGACGUGCAGAGAAAAAGGCUGCUGGACAUAUGCCAAAAGGAAGGAAUCAAAUGUGGCGAAGAGGCCAUGAACACAAUCAUCAGCACUUCUGAAGGGGACUUGAGGAAAGCAAUUACAUUCUUACAGAGUGCAUACCGACUCAGAGCAGACGAGGACAUCACGGUGCAAGACAUCUAUGAGAUAGGAGGGGUGGUUCCUAAUCAAGUCAUGACCAACCUAAUGAUAACCUGUUCAUCAGGGUCCUACGAAAAGCUUGAAAAGACAGUCCUAGAUCUCCAGAAGGAAGGCUAUGCUGCGACACAGGUAGUCACACAGCUUUUUGACCUGGUGGUGGAAAGGGGCGACUUGACAGACACGCAGAAAUCAGCAAUAAUGGAGCGCAUGGCCAUAAUCGAUAAGAGGCUGUGCGAUGGUGCAGACGAGUAUUUGCAGGUCAUGGACAUCUUCACUCACAUGAUGGGCCAGAUCUGCAACAUCUGAGUUCGCUGGAAUUUUGUUGACUUUCUGUACUUUUUUCACAUUUGAUAAUCCCUUCUCAGCUAUUGGCUAUUAGAUUUUGUUUCAGUAUUUGUUCAUGUAUAAUGUAUUCUAUGCAUAGAUUUUUUCAAACACCCCCCCUAACUAAAAAGAUUGGGGAGUAUACAUCAUGGCAAAGCUCAUGAUUUGUACCAUUUCUUCCAACCUUUCAAGUGUGGACUCUGGAGAUUAUGCUUGCCCUUGGAGCUAUAUUUAGCUGGAGUUUUUGGAGUUAUUAGAUGAAAUCUGCUUGGCACAUCUGAGUUAGUGCACAAACCUAUGGAAAACUCCAAAUUUGUAUGGUUUUUGUUUGGCUAUUUGCAUAUCUCUGUCUGUAUUCUAAAAAGAUAUGUCAACAAAAUUGACAUGCUUAUUUUUAAAUGCACAUUCAGCAUAAAAUGAGCCGUGAAGUCAAGACUUCUCUAUGCUGAGAAUGACGAGUUAGUGCCGUAGUAAUUCAGUAUAGCUUUAUGUGCUGGGCCUGGUGAAGCCGUUGCUUUCAGAGGGAUUUGUUAAUUGUGGGCUUUUGUACGAGCCUCCGGGAGGCAAACCGAGAUGGAGACAAGAUGCCAGAAUUCCAAAGGCAGAUGCAUAAAUGUACAUUUAUUGGCCAGUCAUAGACAUUGGCAGGUACAUCAGGCACUGAAGUUGCCUGUCUUUGUUGGGUUUCAUAGGCAUCUGACUCACCCUUUGAUUGGUUUAAAAAGGAAGAUGGUGAGAUAGAUGAUAUUGAACUCCUAUAGUGAUGUCCAUCCUUUCUUGUUGAAUUCAUGGCCUCCUUUUCAGUCAUUUUAUGUCAUUUUGUCGGGAAACCCCCUUGAAGCUGUACCAAGUUUCAAAAGCUUUUAUUACCAUAAUUCAAGAGAGUUAAUAAAAAAAGAAAAAGCAUA